Ostrinia furnacalis (Asian corn borer) is the source of this 1120-nucleotide messenger RNA. RefSeq lists its product as uncharacterized. The coding region runs from base 28 to 627 and encodes 199 amino acids. The transcript has a single exon. Lineage: Eukaryota; Metazoa; Arthropoda; Insecta; Lepidoptera; Crambidae. The record is from RefSeq and is a predicted model, not a curated record.
ACCAUUCAAGAUAAAUUUCGAGCUGAAAUGGGAUUGCUCGUGGACGUGGUUAAACAAGGUGCAGGGAAUUCCAAUGACGGGAACACUGCGAGAAGGUUUUUUGCAAAUCCUGGGGCAACUGCACAAAUUACGGGAGUGGAUGAGGAACUUAUAAAGAGAUUUGGUGUGAUUCUUCAAGUAAUAUCUUGUGGAGAGUAUGUUGAUGUGGAAAAGUUCCGUGAAUAUUGUGCUACAACAGCUCGAAGAUAUGUCGAGCUCUAUGCUUGGUAUUAUAUGCCGGCAAGCGUGCAUAAAUUACUCCUGCAUGGUGCUGAAAUAAUUGAGCACAACAAUUUUAUUCCAAUCGGCAAACUCUCUGAAGAGGCAUCUGAAGCACGGAACAAAGAUUUUAAGAAAUUCAGAACCUUCCACUCUCGUAAGACCAGUAGGAUUGCUACAAAUGAGGAUAUCAUCCAUAAUUUAUUAAUAUCUUCUGACCCAUACCUGUCUAGUUUUAGACCUAAGAUGAGUCAGAUUCGUAAUAAACCUCUUUCAGAUGAAGCCAAAUUGUUAUUAAAUCAUAGUGUAACUAAGGCAAAUAUUGAAUUUGUAGAUAUAGGAAACCUGUCUGACUGUGACACUGAUUAAUUUAUUGUUUUUUCGAUUUUUCAUUAUGUUAUUUGUGAAACUUGAUAUCUUUUUAAUUACAGCAAUUUUCAAGUGUACUCUAUUUUUUUCUUAUCGAUAGAUGAUUUUCCUUAAAAUUAAAAUACAAACACAAGGUACAAACACACGUACAUAAAUAUAAACACACACACAAUAUUUAAGUUUUUAAAACAUUCACAUCCAAAUAUGGAUGUUAAGUUUUGAUUCAUAACUUCUGAUCGGGACCGUUCGGGAUCGAGGUAAAAUAUCACAUAGCUUUGUUAAGGACUCGGUAACAAUACCUGAAAGUUUCAGCCUGACCGAGCAAGACCGGAAAAAGUUAUAAGGUAAUUAGUUUUCAUUUUCAUACAUUUGAAACACAAAAUGACACAUUACGUGGUGUACAAGACGAGACGAGGCCCGUGAAUACUAUUUAAUUUAAUGUUAUAAUGUAUUCAAAACACCUGCAUACUUUAAAGUGCUAAAAACUAAAUUU